UGUAUUUUGUAUCCGCACGGCACACAUAGCCACAUAGUACACAGCGUUGUUGAUCUGUGCAGCCGGGAUGGCUGAGCGUUGUGCCGGCGUCGAUAAGGGCCUGAUACAAAUUUGAAGUUGCCGUAACGUAGCUCAGCCACUGAACACCGUCGCGUGCACGGAACUGCGACAUCGACGCACUGCCGGCCGAAUGGCGCCGCGGCGCAAGCGGCUGUUGUCUUCUUCGCCGGACAGCGGCAAAGGCAGCAGCAGCAACGAAUCGUCGUUGACCGAGUCGGACGUUACGUGCCCGGUGUGUCUGAGCAUGGUGGUCGAACCCGUGACGAUGCCUUGCGCGCACGAGGUGUGCAAGUCGUGCUUCACGAGCACCGUGCUCAUGGCCAACAAGGAGUGUCCAAUGUGUCGCAUGCGCAUCGCAUCGUGGGCGCGCAGGGCAGCCCGCGAGGGCACUUUGGUCAACCGAGCGCGCUGGGAGCUCAUCAAGACCCGCUUCCCGAGGCAGGUUGCAAGGAGACUGAGCGGAGAGGACAGUCGAGCAGGAACCCCGCAGCGGAUCGUGUUGCGACCACUGUGCAUGCCGGGCGAGAUCAGGCGUGAGUACGAGGAACAGCGUCAGCGUGCCGAAGCCGAGUGGCGCCGAGAGCGCGAGCUCGAGGCUCAGGAGGGCGAAGCACUUGCCCAGCGGUUGGCUUCCGAGGAGGAACGGGCGCUGGAGGAGCAGCGACGGCAGAUGCGACGGGACCAGCGGCUCGCCUGCCUCUGGGGUGUGUUCGGGGACACGCCAUCCGUGCUCGCCGCCGUCCCGCUCGUUCGUUCCCUGCUCAUGCCGGAGAACGACGACGACAAUGACAGUGCGUCCUCGUUCAUGCCUCCGGAGGACAGGCCACAAAGUGCCACAAGGAACGCGCCACCGCCGGCGACACCCUUACGUGGCGGCGAAAACAGGCUGCAGUCGCGCAGUGUGCAGACGGCCCUGCUAGAGGUGCAACAACAAGAGACGCAGACGAGCGAGCACGGUGAGGAUGCCGCGGCAUCCUACCUGGAAGACUUGCAGCUGGCACGUCGCAUCCAGCGGCAGCUGAACCGAGAGAGCAGAAGAAUGCCCAGCCGCGUCUACAACCUGCGCCCUCGUGCUGUUGACUGAUGCAACGGAGCGACUGUACAUACGUUUAUACAUUUCAUGCACAGCACUCGUUCAGUUGCAUUUACCCGUCAUACGGGCCAUGGUGCUUUUCUUUUUUCUUGAUGCGCUUUAUUUUUACGUUAAUCCUGUUUUAGAGUUCAGUCACUGGUCCCACAGAGGAGGAGGAGAAGGACAAAGCUUUUAUUGAAGACCAGUGAAAAUGGUUUCUUCGAUUACGGGAGGCGAAGACGCUUAGUUGGCCAGGAGCCCCUGGUCUUUGGCCUCUGCCCGGCCCGUGAUCCAGACCUACCCGCCGAGGUCGAAGCUGAGCAGUGCGGCCUCCCACUGCUCUGUCGUGGUAAUUUGCAAGCCCUGCGGGCUACCAUGGAUACAUAUACCGAGGUAGCCCAUCUCGGUCCACAUUGUCGCGCGCUUGUGACGUUGCGAAGAAUGCAGCAGCCAAAAUUGCGCAGGUUGAGCCAUUUGUUGGGCAAACUUGUGCCGGGCAAAACAAAACACUCACGCUUACAAUGGGCCUCUUCGGUUUUUGCAGUUCUGGCAAUCCGCUGGUAGCCAGCUGGUUCUGAUUCCGAUAUGAAACGACGCCGUGGUCACGUAUUAUGGCAGCCCGAAACAACUCAAACCUGCCCGGAGGUCACAAAAUCGAAUGCUGGGACAGCCAGCGUAAAUGUAAGCAAGCACUACAGGCAUGAUGACAAUGGCCGAAACUUCAUGCCGCAUGAGCGCAUGUAGUCUGUUUUUCUGCGUCGCCUGCUUGUAAAUAUCUAGCUGUAGGUUUGCCAGCUGAGACGAAGCAAUAUUCAAGCGAUUGCAUUUGGAGAUGUGAUUGCGUACAUUACAGUGUAGAAACUGCACUGUAAAAUUCUUGCCUCCGAACAAAACUGCUGGCACCUUUAGAAUGGCGUGCAGCUAGCUGCUGCGCUGUGGACGGGCUUAAUUAACAAUAAUGUCACCCUUUGCUCAGUGAAACAAUUGCUGUCUGACACGUAUGUCUGGUACCAUGACGCAAAACCUCGUGAAACUUAUCGCUUCCUCGAAAGCGACAGCUUGAAAACCAAUAAAAACCAAGCUACAGAUGUUUGCUGCCUCACGUAAUUGCAUCAUCUCACACAGUGGAAUGGGCUUUUGAAGAUA
Molecule: messenger RNA, 2278 nt
Organism: Rhipicephalus sanguineus (brown dog tick)
Lineage: Eukaryota; Metazoa; Arthropoda; Arachnida; Ixodida; Ixodidae
Product: E3 ubiquitin-protein ligase rnf168
Exons: 3
Coding region: 191-1144 (317 amino acids)
Biological process (GO): double-strand break repair
Cellular component (GO): site of double-strand break; nucleus
Molecular function (GO): nucleosome binding; ubiquitin-protein transferase activity
Source: RefSeq, a predicted model, not a curated record